This is a messenger RNA of Stylophora pistillata, 5448 nucleotides long. Its product is annotated as NFX1-type zinc finger-containing protein 1. Gene Ontology annotation, biological process: regulatory ncRNA-mediated heterochromatin formation. Gene Ontology annotation, molecular function: helicase activity. The record is from RefSeq and is a predicted model, not a curated record. NCBI's taxonomy places the organism in Eukaryota, Metazoa, Cnidaria, Anthozoa, Scleractinia, Pocilloporidae. Gene Ontology annotation, cellular component: nuclear RNA-directed RNA polymerase complex.
ACAACAUAGCUGACAUACUUUGUUGUCGACUUAUUUCGCUUUCGAAAUCGUAAAUCUAUGCUGAUCUUUCCAAAAAUUGUUGCCUUUCAACAGGAGAUAUAAUUUGUACCACAGAUUGAAUAUCUCGUGUCAUGGAUAGAGGUCGUUUUGGUGGAAGAGGAAGCCGUGGUGGUAGAGGAGGUAGAGGAGGCAGAGGAAGAGGUACAGCUCCAAACGCAGGAGAAGGUUCUUUCGGUGGAGAUCGACAUCAACAAAGACCACACAGGGGUAGGCAAAGAGGUCCACAUCUUGGUUAUCGAAAACUGAAAGAGAUAAGGUCUAUGGAACCAUCGGAGAUGGCAGUAGCCCUCCUACAGUGUCGCGACAGCUUUGAAUUGUUGGUAAACGCUGAUGUUAUCCAAGAAGAUUGGAUGACCCUGCUUGUGGAAAUCCUGGGCAAAAUGUGCAACACUAUGAUGAUCCAGAAUCUGAUCGAAGUGUUGUCUAUCUGCAAGGGAUCUGCCCUUAUGCACACUCAUUUGCCAAAUUACAUCUUAAGUCUCCCGUUUAUACAAGAGGAGAUGGAUUCAGGUCAAUUUUCUGUACUAGUGGAAUGCUUGAUAACUUUUUUCAAGGAAUGGCUUGCCAAACUCCCCAACUCCUGUUACGACGUUCCGAUCGAUAAACUCAGUGGAGCUCUAAACGAAUUUGAUUUGAAAGAGGUUGAAGACUACAAGAAAGAGGUGGAAACGCUUAUUCUUAAAAGACGCGAGCAAAUCGGAAAGGAGCGAAAAAUGGAACAAGCAACGAAAUGGCCGAAAGUUAAACAAGACGUGGAGCCACCCCCGCCAAAUGACUUUAGAGAAAUAUCCAUCUAUCCGAGUGAGACUGAAAUCAAUUCAGAGGAGAGGCCCUUUCUGCGACAAAACAAAACUGUUAAAAUGGCGAAGUACAAAGACCUAGAUGAUUACUUAGAUGUACAAUUUCGCCUUCUUCGCGAGGAUUUUGUCGCCCCGCUGCGCGAGGGAAUCAACGAAAUAAGGAAGAAGGUUCCGAAGAAAACUGGAUCGCAAGACUUGUACAUUUACGAAAAUGUCGAAAUUAUGACCACCGUUUGUACAAUGGCUGGAAUUGUUCAUAGAAUUCGUCUGGAGAUGAAGAACCUCAGAAAGAUACCAUGGGAGCAUUCAAAGCGUUUGCUGUAUGGUUCAUUCCUCUGCUUAUCAAAGGAUAAUUUUGAAACCAUGCUAUUUGCGACAGUAGCUAAUCGCAAACCAGAAGAACUCCGGACGGGAAGGCUGGACAUUCGGUUUUUCGACGGUCUCGAGGGUACACAUAGGAUGUAUGAUAAGUAUGUAAUGGUGGAAUCGCCAGCUUAUUUUGAAGCCUAUCGACCCAUUCUGCAACAGCUAAAGCAGAUUACCUCUGACACGUUUCCAUUUCAAGAGUACUUGGUCCAUUGUAACCCCGAUGUCAAGCCUCCUCAAUACCUCAAAUCCGAAAAACAAGUAUGGUACGACCUGAGGGAGACUCUCAGUGUGCACGAGGGUGCAGACAAAGUGGCCGUUUGCGAUUCUAAGACAUGGCCUGACGUCGAUGAUGUGAAACUCAACGAUUCUCAAUUUCAAGCGUUGAAGGGUGCCCUAACGGAAGAGUUCUCAGUCAUUCAAGGUCCUCCAGGCACAGGUAAGACAUACGUCGGUUUAAAGGUUGUGAGAGCACUUUUAGACAAUAGGCAUGCCUGGGACGAGGAGAAGAAGUCCACCAUGUUGAUGGUUUGUUACACAAACCACGCCCUGGACCAGUUUCUAGAAGGGGUACUAAAAUUUCAACAAACGGGAGUGAUAAGAGUUGGAGGUCGAAGUUCUUCAGAGUUACUUAAAGCCUACAACUUACAAGAACACACAAAGCCUUCCGACAGCAAGCGCUGGGUCAAGCAAGAAAUGUUUAAAUGUCAAGAGGCCAUACAAAGAGCACGUAACAGACUGGCGCGCAGUAAGCGAAACAUCCUCAGCCUGACAGACCUGCAAAGCUCUGUCGCCCAGAAACACCUCAACCAAUUUAAAGCAAAAGAGAGCAUUUUAAACUUGCAAGGAAAAUCAGUCCUUGAAAGCUGGCUUGGUCUGGAACAAAACACUGUGGCGAUGAGGAGUUCAUUGAAUGAGACUCAGACCGCUGAAUCCGUUGCCAAGCAAAGUAGUUCCAAUGAAGAAGCGAAGGAAGCAAUAGAAGGUAGCAUCGAAGUAGACAGAGAAGCUGAAAUUAUUCAAAACCAGCGCUUGCUUGGUGAGAAUCAGUUCCAACUCCUAAAAAUCCAGGACAACACUGGACAAGAGAAACAGUGCCCCACCAAUCUCUCGAGAGAUCAUUUGAAAGUUCUUGCAGGAGAAUCCAAGCUUCAACCCCUCACUGUGACCCAACUUUCCAAGAUUGAUGAUGUUUGGAUCCUCCCCUUCGAGGACCGCUGGAAGCUGUAUUUGUUUUGGCUCAGAUUGUUUCAAUCCAACUGUCAAGAGGAAAUUUCAAAGAAGAAUAAGCAGUACGAGAACAUCUGCAAACGCUUAACAGAGAUUAAAAUCCAAGGAGAACUGCACGCCUUGAAAGAUGCUGUAGUGAUUGGAAUGACCACAACUGGUGCAGCAAAGUACCGCGCCCUGCUGGAAGAGAUUAAACCGACACUAGUCGUCGUUGAAGAAGCAGCAGAAGUCCUCGAAGCUCAUAUCAUAACGUCCUUGACGAAGAACACCCAACAUUUGAUUUUAAUUGGUGAUCACCAGCAGCUGAGACCAAACCCGUCCGUAUACACUCUAGCGAAAAUUCAUCGCAGCACUUUGCGAGUAUUUUAUCCUACAAGGAUACGCACCACAUGAAAUAACGGUGUUGACCAUGUACUCUGGGCAAGUUAUUACCUUGCAAAGGACAAUGCCGAAAGAAAGAUUUCAGGGAGUCAGAGUCACGGCUGUUGAUAAUUUUCAAGGCGAAGAGAAUGAAAUUGUUCUGCUUUCCCUGGUAAGGUCUAACAACCAGAGAAAAAUUGGCUUUCUUGCAGUUAAGAAUCGGGUCUGCGUUACCCUGUCUCGAGCUCGGAAAGGUUUAUAUUGUAUUGGCAACUUCUCCUUGCUAGCUGAGAAAAAUGAACUUUGGAAGAGUAUUGCCCAAGAUAUGAAAGAUCGUAAUGCCAUAGGAGAAGCACUAGAGUUGGUUUGCAGUAACCACCCCGAUCGGAAAAUCCACGCAAGGGUUGCAGACGACUUCAAGUCAGCACCAGAGGGUGGAUGUAUGUUGCCUUGCACGUUUCGACUUCGCUGCGGCCACGGUUGCACAAGGGUAUGUCAUCCCGAUGACAGCGACCAUACCUUGUACAAAUGCCAGAAGGAUUGUCUAACCGAGGUCUGUUCGGAGCACCAAACUAAGUGCAAGAAAAAGUGCCACUACGGCGAGGGCUGCCUAUUGUGCCCCGAAGAAGUGGAAAAGGAGAUCCCCAAAUGUGGACAUCAACAGCUUGUGCCAUGUGGAAUGGCAGUGGAGGAAUUUAGGUGCCAGAGUAAGUGUUGGAACUUUCUGCCCUGUGGUCAUCUGUGUCCUGGAAAAUGCUGGGAGGAAUGUGCAUCUUUCCAGUGUGAGAGGAUUGUCAAGAAGGAAUUCGAUUGUGGUCAUGAAAUUGAAAAGUCUUGCUGGGAGGUUUCAGAAUAUGUUCGAUGCGAAGAGCCAUGUCAGGCAAAUUUGGACUGUGGUCAUCCCUGCGUCGGGAACUGCAGCGAAUGCAAUCAAGGAAGAAUGCACGUUCCCUGCAAGGCCGACUGUGAGAGAAGAAGGGUUUGCCUUCACCCCUGUAAAGAACCUUGCACAACGAACUGCCCACCAUGUCCUGAGAAAUGCGAGAAUCGGUGUUUCCACAGCCGAUGCCCUAGACAGUGUAUGGAAGCUUGCACACCGUGCAAGGAACGCUGUACCUGGGUUUGCCCCCACUUCAAAUGCAAGAAGCUUUGCGGUGAGAAAUGCAACCGUCCUCGGUGUAACGAACCAUGUAGGAAGAAACUUAAAUGCAACCACCCGUGCAUUGGUCUUUGUGGGGAACCUUGCCCAAAGAUGUGCAGAAUUUGCCAUAAAAACGAGGUUACCCAGUUGUACUUUGGAACUGAAGGAGAUAAAAAUGCCAGAUUCAUUGAGUUGUUAGACUGUGGACAUGUGGUUGAGGUUACAGCAAUGGAUUGUUGGAUGGACAAUGUCAGCGAAAGUGACGAUAUCAAGUUGAAAGAAUGCCCCAGAUGCCAGACUCCCAUCAGGAUUAGCUACCGGUAUGGUGACAUCGUUAAAGGAAAGUUGGCUGACAUCGAGAAGGUUAAGGCCCAAUUGAACCAGGAAGAGGAAAAAUAUCAGCAAUUGACCGAAAUUUUGAAAAGAGAAGCCUUUUCCCUUACACAAAAUUAUCCCGAUAUUCGUCGACGAAAAUCUCCAUCACUCAGUGAAGAGCAAACUUGCAAGCUCACGAGCUACGAUAUUUUGAAGGGUUGGCUGCAGCAAAGGAAAACUAUGGCCGAGCUGAGCACAAUUAAGAACCAGAUGAAAAUACUGAUCCAAAUAUACAAGAUAAGAGAGAGGGUGAAGACGAACCUUCUGAAGAAGACUCCUUAUGGAAUACUUACACCACCCAGUGCAAGCCACCCUGAUGAUAUGUUCUUACAAGCAGCAAGGGAUAUUGAUAAAACACUUAAUCAUUUGGAAGAAGAUCUAAUGAAGUUCCAAGUCUCCCAUCAGAGGCUGAGUGAUAUACGGGAUGAAGCCACAUGUGUGAGUUUGUCGCUGAACAUUCGAGUGCUAUUGUGCAAAAUCAAAGAGCGUUCCGUUACUCUCGCAUCUGACCAAGAAGAGUGGCUGAAGACACUUGGCAGGCAGCUGGACGCUGGCCAGAAGCUCAGGGAUGAAGCUUUCGUUGAGAUUGAGGAUACAAUAAACGAGAUCCGAGAACAAUGUGGUUUGGAAAGUCUGACUCCAGAAGAGCGAAUCGAAAUUUCCAGGCCAAUGAACUUCUCUCAAGGACUGUGGCACAGGUGUCCUAGUGGACAUCCCCAUAAUGUCUUAGGCGAAUGUCCAGAGUGCGGUACAACUGGGUGGGAUAAGCUAUUUUGAGAUUGGAUAAGGCAAUGUAUACUGUUUAGUCCAAGAACAAGCAGAUUUGUGAGCUUGAAGGACAAAGGCGUGUACUGUUUGAAAGAGAACAUUUCAGGAUCGUUUCCACAGGUUACAGUUAAAACAAAACUUUACAUUUUUCCAACAUUGAGACAUAAUCGAUGUGGUCAAUUUUACAAACUACAUCAUGAAAAUAACUCCCAUAGACCACUUUCGUAAAUGGCUGCCGGAUUAAUAUUCUUUUGUUUAAAUUUAAAUUAGUCCUUCAGGCCUCGUUCUCUCGUACAAAAUUCAAAAGAAUACAUUAUCUCAAGCGAGGCCAGAAGGGCUCAUUUAAAU